CUUACGGCACACACUUUGCAUCUUGCCCAGCCCGGCAACAACAUGUUGCCUCUUGUGGAGUCGAAUGUGGAUCCAAAGUUCGACGCGCUGUAUCGCGAUCUGUGUUCGAACAAACUGAAUUCCAAUGGAACUUCCAAGGUUGAUCUGAAAGUGCAGAAGGAGCGCGACACCUUCGACGAGGAAUUGCGAAGAGCCCGGACGUCAGUAGCAAAACAAGGCCUGAUAAAGUCGUACCUGCAGUCCCUCUCCUACGGCGAUGAUCAGCUACCCGCAGAGUUGCAAGAACUCGUGGCAAUAAUCGCAGCCGCUCUGCAGUCGCAGAUUACGAGAGAAGAUGCUUUGCUACUCAGGGAGGAUGUCGACAAAUUUCGACAAAACGUAAAGCCCAUCGCCAAAGAGAUCUGGAAGGCCGCUCUUGACGAUCUUGUCACUUUGGCUCGCAUCUCGGCGCCACAAGCACAUUCAGACGGGGACGACCUUGCAGCUCGCAUACAGAAGCAGAAAGCAGAUACAGCUGAAGCUGAGGACUCGAUAGCGGCAAUCCGCCUGGAUCUGGCACACGAAGUUGCGAACGUCCAUGAUCUCUAUCGCAAGGCUAUCGGAACGUGCAUUCGAACACUUGAGCAGACAAUCCAUGGCUCCGUUUCUCGUGGCACGAAAGCCAAGGCCGAAUAUCUGACUACGGUCGCCGAGGGCAUGAGCAAGAAGCUGCAACUGCAACACAACCAGCUCCUAUCACAGACAAGAUCACCAGAUCUGGAAGAGGCCCUCAAAACACGUUCCGAAGAUCUGGACCACGAAGCCGUCAUGUUGAAGAGAAAAAUCCGCGAUGCCGAGGACAAACUGGCAGAAUACCACCAAGCAAAAGCGAUCCGAGGCAUCGCAGCCGAGUACAGCGACAUCAUUCGGGAGACAGCCAAGAUCAAGGCGGACAUUGCGAGGCUUGAAGGAAGAAGAUGAGCACAGCUAGUGUUUUCGAUGCAAUGCAAAGUCAUGUUGCAGGAACGGCAAGCGAGUUGCACGCGAAUAGACUUUCCUUACAUAAGCAUGUCGACAA
Molecule: messenger RNA, 1057 nt
Organism: Cercospora beticola
Lineage: Eukaryota; Fungi; Ascomycota; Dothideomycetes; Mycosphaerellales; Mycosphaerellaceae
Biological process (GO): spindle assembly
Cellular component (GO): HAUS complex
Source: RefSeq, a predicted model, not a curated record